AUGUAUUGGAAACUGUUUGUGUCAUUACUUCCGCACCUGCUUAUUUGUAACACCUUGGCUAGACCUAUCAUUUACGAGGCUGUCGAGGACGAUGUCGCCGCUGUUGGCUCAUUUAUUCGCGAGAUACGUCAACCGGCGCCGUUAAAAGUCGCUGCGGAAGUAGAGGAUUUAAUGAGCGUUGGUAACGCACCGAAAUCACGAGACACUAAAAAAAGCGUAAAAAACGCAUCUGGCAAAUCAGACGAGGGUGGUUACUACAGAACCUACGGAAGCGAUGCGGACGGCGAGAAGGGUUACUUGAAGGAAAUCUACGGUAAAGGUGAUCAAGGCUACAAGACUCUUGACACCUUCCACAAACAAGACGGCGACAAAUACGAAUUUGAGACGCAAACCAGUUACGGCAAAGAUUCUGCUGACAAGAAAAGCGAGAAACAUCAAAAAGAGAAAAAAAAUCGUGACCACGAGGGCGCAGGUACUAUGGUCGAUACAGACUAUAUCGGCGGCGAGGGAGAUCACGGUGAAGGAAGCGAAUACUCGCAUUAUACUGGAAGCGACGGUGAAGAUCACUAUAGUGGCCACUACACGGAUAAAGAGCCGGAAUCUUCACAUUAUGGUCAUAGCGAAAAUUAUUCCUCUGGAGAUGGUGACGAGGGAUCUUAUGAGACACAUAGCUCUUAUAGCUCCGACGGAGAAGACGGAGAAGAUCAUUAG
Messenger RNA from Formica exsecta, 711 nucleotides. RefSeq names its product spore wall protein 2-like. Lineage: Eukaryota; Metazoa; Arthropoda; Insecta; Hymenoptera; Formicidae. The transcript is spliced from 3 exons. Bases 1 to 711 code for a protein of 236 amino acids. The record is from RefSeq and is a predicted model, not a curated record.